Onthophagus taurus is the source of this 2277-nucleotide messenger RNA. RefSeq names its product peroxidase. Gene Ontology annotation, molecular function: peroxidase activity; heme binding. The record is from RefSeq and is a predicted model, not a curated record. NCBI's taxonomy places the organism in Eukaryota, Metazoa, Arthropoda, Insecta, Coleoptera, Scarabaeidae. Gene Ontology annotation, biological process: response to oxidative stress.
GGCGGUCAAAUGUAUAUCAGGGAUACAGUAGUGCUUGUGGUAUUUGUUUACACAACAACGGCUUUGCAGGAUACGUUCUUCAUUUUUUGUGCUUUGUGUCUAUAAAUUUCGUUGGAAAGGAUUUCAAAAUGCGAGAAUAUCACGCUGUAUUAAUACAGUUUCUGAUAAUCUCAACGUCCGCCUUAUACGAAGACAUGUUCAGCAACUUCGGAAAUCCGUAUGACAUUAAUUUAAAUUCCGUUUAUCAACGUCCACACGCAUUCAAUCAACCCAAUAAUCCGAUUUAUUCUACGGGAUUUGGCCAAGCACAACCUCAAUUUCAACCUAAUUUUCCGCAAUUUCAACAACAAUUUCAACCCCAAUUUCAAACAACGACUCCAGAUCCCGCCACUUUGGGGUGCGGAACCGCUCCGGCUUCUUGCCAACCAUCUAGAUAUCGCACUUUGGAUGGUUCUUGUAAUAACUUAAGAAACCCUGGGUUGGGAAUCCCACAAACGAGAUUUAACAGAUUGGUUCCUCCGAAUUAUGGAGAUGGAAUUAGUACCCCAACGAGAGCUCGAUCGGGAAAUGAACUUCCCCCCGCAAGAUCUUUAAGUUUAAUUUUAUACCCGGAUGUUCCAGUUGAAGAUCCUAAAUUUACAGUUGCAGCUAUGCAAUAUGGACAAAUUAUUACUCACGAUAUGAGUAUGAUUGCUGGAAGCACACAAGCGCAACCACAUGAUACAAAGUGUUGUUCACCAACGGGGCAAUUAUUAGAGUUAGCGAACUCCCCAGAACAUUGUUUUCCAUUAACGAUAGCAAGAGAUGACCCAAUUAAUCAAAAUACGUUACAACCUCAAAAUUGUAUGAGUUUUGUUAGAACGAUAACAGAUCGUGAUAGAAAUUGCGUUGGAGGUAGCCAACCAGCGGAACAAAUCUCCGCCGUAAAUCAUUUCUUAGAUUUAUCCGUCGUUUAUGGAAAUACAGACCAAGUUAGCGCGCAAGUCCGAUUGUUCCAAGGUGGUAGAUUAACCGGGGAAUUCCGUAACGGGCAAGAAUGGUUACCAAGAAAUAACAACGCAUCCGGCGUUUGCGAUUUACGUCUAAACCCUCAAGAAGCGUGUUACGCAGCCGGGGAUGUCCGAGUUAAUCAAAAUCCUCAAUUAACCAUUCUUCAAAUUAUAUUGUUUAGGGAACAUAAUCGUUUAGCCGAUUCGUUAUCUAAAAUUAAUCCACACUGGGAUGAUGAAACUUUGUAUCAAGAAGCGAGAAAAAUUAAUAUAGCCCAGCAUCAAUUUAUUUCUUAUUACGAAUGGUUACCGAUUUUUAUUGGCGUUGGAAAUUCGUUAAAAAAUAGAAUCAUUUGGGACACCAAAGAUUUCGUUAACGAUUACGACGAAAACGUUGAUCCAACCGUUAUUAACGAACACGCCACCGCUGCUUUUAGAUUUUUCCAUUCGUUAAUAGCCGGGCAUUUAGAUCUCGUCGGAGAAUAUAGAAAUAACAUGGGUAACAUUCGUAUGAGUGACUGGUUUAAUCGCCCAGCUGUUCUCGAACAAGGCACAAAUUUCGACGAUUUAACUCGCGGAAUGGCUUCGCAACCUGAAUUAAAAUCCGAUCGAUUCCACGAUAGCGAAAUAACACAAUUUUUAUUUAGAAUGGGACAAUUUUACGGUCAAGAUUUGAAGGCUAUUUGUAUACAAAGAAAUCGUGAUCAUGGUUUGGCUUCUUAUAAUGAUGUUAGACAGUUUUGUGGAUUGGGAAAAGCUUCUAGUUUUGAUGAUUUACUUGAUGUUAUGACUAAAGAUAACGUAAAUAGUUUGGCCAAUCUUUAUGAAUCAGUUGACGAUAUCGAUUUAACAGUCGGUGGAUCUUUAGAAAUUUUGGUACCCGGCACCUUAUCAGGACCAACAUUUUUAUGUAUUUUAACCGAACAAUUCUACAGAACGCGAGCUGGGGAUCGAUUUUGGUUCGAAAAUUCCGGCCCAACAGGAUUUAAUUUAGAUCAACUCAACGAAAUUAGAAAAACGAGCUUAGCAAGACUUUUCUGCGACAACGCAAACGUGAGAAGCAUGCAACCAAGAGGGUUUAUUAAAAUUUCCGAUUCAAACCCCGUCGUUUCUUGCGAACAAAUACCAUCGGUUAAUUUGAAUUUGUGGAGGGAUUCUUCAAAUUCAGGGUCUCAAUUUACAUUAGAAAACCCACACGACUUUUAUUAUACGAAAUAAAGAUUAAUUUAAUUAUGUAAAUAUUAAAUAACGUUAAGUAGGUAGAAUAAUAAAAUAGGUUUUUAAGGAU